Molecule: messenger RNA, 1646 nt
Organism: Austrofundulus limnaeus
Lineage: Eukaryota; Metazoa; Chordata; Actinopteri; Cyprinodontiformes; Rivulidae
Gene: pus3
Product: pseudouridylate synthase 3
Exons: 7
Coding region: 101-1522 (473 amino acids)
Biological process (GO): mRNA pseudouridine synthesis; tRNA pseudouridine synthesis
Cellular component (GO): cytoplasm; nucleus
Molecular function (GO): RNA binding; pseudouridine synthase activity
Source: RefSeq, a predicted model, not a curated record
GCGUCCUGCUGUAAAAUCUAGUCGAACGUGUGCGCGUGUGCUGUAGGAAGCCGAUUGAAAAGUAGAAAUUCACGAACAUUCGGACUCAAAAUAAAGCAGCAUGUCAGAGUCACUAAUACAGAGAAUCAAGGAGCUGGAGGCAGAGCUGGAGAAGCUCAGGUCCCAGCUGAAGGAGAACAGCGGAGCAGGAGACAUGAUGUCCAGCUCAUCAUGUCCUAAUGAAAACACCGAUGACAGCAGGUCUGACGGAGACACCAGGAGUGGUAAAAAAGACAGAAAGAAAUUUGGUAAAGAGCGCCCCUUUGACUUCACUGCACACCCCCGGCGCCAUGUAGCUCUCAGACUGACCUACCUGGGGUGGGCCUACCAGGGGUUUGCUGUCCAGGAGAACACGGACAACACGGUGGAGGCCAGGCUCUUUGAAGCACUGCUGAAGACUCGGCUGAUUCAGGACAGACAGAGCUCCAAUUACCACCGCUGUGGGCGCACUGAUAAAGGAGUCAGUGCUUUUUCCCAAGUCAUUACCAUCGACUUGCGCUCCACACAGUUUUGUGGAGGUCCAGGUGUCACCCUGCCUGAAAAUGUCCACGCCAAGUCAAAAGACUGCACCGCCGAGCUUCCGUACGUAAAGAUGCUGAACAGAGUGYUGCCGCAGGACGUUCGUAUCCUGGACUGGGCUCCAGCUGCGGAAGGUUUCAGCGCACGCUUUGACUGCAAAUCCCGCACAUACCGAUACUACUUCCCCCGAGGAUCACUGGAUGUGGCGUUGAUGGCGGAAGCUGCCAAGAGGUACGAGGGGACUCAUGACUUUCGCAACCUGUGUAAAAUGGACGUGGGGAACGGAGUCCUGCAGUUUGAGAGGACCAUUCUGUCAGCCACGAUCCAGCCUGUGCAUCGCAAACUUGAGUCCAGCACAGACCAGUAUGAUCUGUUUGUGUUUGAGAUCAAAGGGUUAGCCUUCCUUUACCACCAGGUACGCUGCAUGAUGGCAGUUCUUCUUUUGAUUGGACAAAAGCUGGAAUCUCCAGACAUAAUUGAUCAACUUAUGGAUGUUACGAAUAACCCUAGGAAGCCCCAAUACAGCAUGGCGGUGGAUUAUCCUCUGGUGCUGUACGACUGCCACUUCGAAGGCUUGAGCUGGCAGCUGGAGGCAGACGAGGUGAACCACGUUUUGUCGUCGCUGCAGCAGCACUGGACUCAGAGCGCAGUCAGAGCUCACGUUCUGCACGGGAUGAUUCGAGGUUUGGAGGAAAGAGGUGGCGUGUCUUCUAAUCAUUGCUGGCUGGUGGAAGGCAGCAGACAGAAAAACUACCGCCCGCUGUUGCAGCGACCAUGCUGUGAGAGCCUAGAGUCCAGGAUAAACCAUUUUGUGAAAAGAGGCCGACUGGAGCGUGAGGAAGGGGGAAAUGGAGGUGAAACGGUGCACAGAGGCAAAAGAUCCAAACACUCCCACGGUUCCUCCUGCCUGCUGGACACCUCUGGCACACCAAAACAAAACAGUGAUCAGAAGAUGGAACUUUAGUUGUCAUUARAAAUAUUAUUAUAAAACGGACUUACUAUAUUUUAUUUUACUUUAUGAAAAAGAAUUUUGUGUGUGUGUGUCAUUCAUGCAAGUAUUUUGCUUUGAAAUAAACACUGUUGAGGAA